AAUUUUAAAUUAAAAAAAAACAAAUUAAAAAAUAUACAAAAAAUAUAUAAAAAAUAUGAGUAAUAAAUCUUAAUAAAAGGAAUGCUAUUACAAAACUCUUGGUAUUAAUAAAAAUGCUAAAGAAGAAUAAAUUAAAAAAGCAUAUAAAAAAUUAGCUUUGUAAUGGCAUCCAGACAAAAAUCAAAACAAAAAAGAUGAGGCCACAACUAAGUUUAAAUAAAUCUCAGAAGCAUAUGAAAUUUUAUCUGAUUCACAAAAAAGGGCUGCUUAUGAUAGAUAUGGAUUCGAUGGAUUAGGAUAAGGAGCAUAAUAAUAAAAUUAUUAAUUUAAUUAAUAAAAUUAUCAACAUGCCAAUGAUAUAUUUAAAAAUUUCUUUACUAAUUUUGGAUUUGGAGAUGACGAUGAUCCUUUUCUUUCUUAGUUUUUUGGAAACAAUUUUCCGUUUAAAAAAGUCCAUAAAGCAAAUCAAAAAUAAGGCUUUUUUAAAAGUAAUACUUUCCAAUAAUAAGCAUUUAAUAAUUAACCUGAUUUCUUUAAUAAUAACUAUUUUAAUAAUUAAAAUGAUAUGUUGUAAAGAUAGUCUUUACUUAAUAAUAACAAUUUUUUUAAUAAUAAUUUCUUUGGAAGUAGUAAUUUCUUUAAUAAUGGUCCUUUUGUUAGUAAUGAUUUCUUCUCCGGAUAAUAAGGAAAUUUAUAAACGUAAUAGUAGUUUAGCUCUGGAAGAGGAUUUGGAUCUUCUUAGAGUAUUUAAAGUUCAACGAAAAUAGUGUAAUUAUAUAUUUUAAUUUUUAGUAUAUUAUUUAAAAGAAAUGGAUAGUAAUAAACAAUUAGAAAAACUGUUGUUACUAAUCAAGAUGGCACUAAAACAGUCACAGAAGAGAUUAGUGAAGGAAAUAAGAAAAGAAAAAAAUAAUAUAUAAUAAAUUCAAAUAGUAAUUAAAAUUAUAUUAUAAUAAUAUUGAUUAUAUAUUUUUUUUAUUUUUUUAGAUAGUAUUAAUUAAUUUUAGAGUUGAAUAAAUUGAUUUUAUAUAAUAAUUAAUAUUCAAUAAAUAAAAAAUAUAUAUUUAAAAUAAAUAUAUAUAUAUAUAUAUUAUAUAAAUAUUAUCUACACAAUUGUAUAUAUAAUUAAUAUAUAAUAUAUUAUAAAACUUAUUAAAUCUUUUAAAAAAUAUAUAAUUUAAUUUUCCUUUCAGUAAAAAAUUAAAAUAUCUCUUAAACAACAAAAAAUUUAUAUUAAAUUAUUAUUUUCUUUUACUUAAAAAAGUUUAUCAAAAUAUAUAAAUAAUUUUUUUAUGUAAAUUAUAAGAAAUUAGAAUAUUUAUGA
Molecule: messenger RNA, 1324 nt
Organism: Ichthyophthirius multifiliis
Lineage: Eukaryota; Ciliophora; Oligohymenophorea; Hymenostomatida
Exons: 2
Cellular component (GO): cytoplasm; nucleus
Molecular function (GO): protein folding chaperone; protein-folding chaperone binding
Source: RefSeq, a predicted model, not a curated record